ACAGCGAUUUCCACACCUAUGCCAGUACAAAUAAAGCAAUAAAACCAUCAGAAUAGAAAGUACUAUUAAAGGAGAAACUCUCUCCCCUCUUUGGCUGCUCUGCUGGAGGAUAAGGCUGUCCCUGACAGGCACUAAAGGCAGCCUGGACCUUUAAGAGCAGCAGUUGCCAGUGCAGCUCUUCCUGGGAACUUUGGAACAGUCCAGAGUGGAAAGCCUGAGCUGGCUGCCUUCGAGGCAAAUUCCAAGCAUGUCAGACCCACCAGGCUGAUGCAUUCCUCUGGGCUCCUGCUGGUCACAGACAUUCAGCUGCACACUCUCAUGGGGCAAAAUGAACAUUCAGGAGUAUUUUGGAAGAAUAUCUUACAACAAGCCCCAUAAGGAUGCAGACUUGCAAACCCUGACAGUCAUCUUCCAGCAUCACAUCCAGAGCAUUCCUUUCGAGAACCUCAGCAUGCACUGCGGGGAGGCCAUCGAACUGGAUUUGCAGUCUACUUACAAUAAGAUUGUGAGAAAGAAACGUGGUGGAUGGUGCCUGGAAACCACCCACCUCCUCUUCUGGGCCCUGCAAGAAUUAGGGUAUGAUGUCUGUAUUCUGGGUGCAAACAGCUAUGACCCAGCAGAGAAGGGAUACACUGCUCAGAUAAACCAUAUCCUGCUGAAGGUGGUGAUCAAGGGAGAGUCCUACAUAGUAGAUCCUGGGUUUGGUGGUGCCUACCAGAUGUGGCAGCCACUGAUGCUGAUUUCUGGGAAGGACCAACCCCAGGUUCCUGGCAUUUUCCACUUCAUGGAAGACAAUGGCACCUGGUACUUUGAAAAAGUCAAAAGAAAGCAUUAUAUUCCUGAGCACAGCAAGAAUGACUUCCCUCAUACUCCAGAACUGGGGAAUAUCCGAAAAAUAUAUAGAUUUACUCUCGAGCCACGGCAUAUAGAUGACUUCCAGGAGCUAAAUGCAUACCUCCAAGUGUCUCCAGAUAAUAUCCUUCGGAAGAAGUCAAUUUGCAGUCUCCAAACCACCAGUGGGGUCCUUGCCUUAGUUGGAUGGACCCUCACUGAGAUGAAGUAUAACUACACAGAGGACAUGGACCUGGUGAACAUCACAACCCUUACAGAUGAAGAGGUUGAGAAGACACUGAAAGAUAAAUUCAAUAUAGUACUGGAGAACAAACUUGUACCAGUAAAUGUUCGUGGCUUGCCACCUAAUUUAGUGGAUAAAAUCUAAUUGUAACAAUGUGCUAGGUGGAUCUUUAAAUAGCUGAGAGGAAAAUUCUAAAAUUAACAUUAAUUACAGUAAUCUCAUUUUUAACUCGAGCUAGUCACAAAGCUUGGUAAAUUCUAGCACACUGCUAAUUAACUGCAUAUAUUGAUUGCAUAUUUUUUAUUAAACUUCUCCUUCUUUAGAAACCAAAACAUCUUACGAGCUCUGUUUUACUCAUAUGGAAAUUGGUUUUUCACUCUUAUUGCAGAUAUAUUUUGUGGCAAAUGAGACCAAAAUUAUGCAGAAGGAGAGGCUUUGUUACCAUUUUGCACAAAAGACCUCUAACUUUUUUUGGCAUUAUUUCCAAGCUUCUCAGUGACUUUUACAAAUUAUGCACUUCAGUUGAGCUGAAUUUGGCUUUUAAAUGAUGUAGAAAAAAAGAAAGGUUAAGACUUUCUCAAAACAAGCCACCAUUAGGUUCUGAUUAGCUUAAAAAAGUUGAAAGACUUAAGCCCUGUUCCCUUUUCAGAAAUAAACUUAAAGUAAGAUAUUUAUCCAAGGGUACCUAAACCCCCUUAAAAUCUCUCUAAUUUUGAGUACACACUUUUUCUGAGUCUGAUUUAUCUGUGUCUCUGAAUUCAAAAUAAAAUCUGUAGAAGAUGAGAUGAUUCAA
Lonchura striata (white-rumped munia) is the source of this 1868-nucleotide messenger RNA. RefSeq names its product arylamine N-acetyltransferase, liver isozyme. The record is from RefSeq and is a predicted model, not a curated record. Gene Ontology annotation, molecular function: arylamine N-acetyltransferase activity. Lineage: Eukaryota; Metazoa; Chordata; Aves; Passeriformes; Estrildidae.